Closterium sp. NIES-65 is the source of this 1836-nucleotide messenger RNA. The record is from the annotation of a GenBank genome assembly. Lineage: Eukaryota; Viridiplantae; Streptophyta; Zygnematophyceae; Desmidiales; Closteriaceae.
AUGCACUCUGCUCCCCACCGCUGUGGCUUUGCCUCUCUGCGAGUCGUUUCUUCUCUAUGCAAUCUCCCCUGCCUCCACUCACUCCUCGUUUACAUGUGGCUGUGCAUUCCUCACCCAUCUUGCAUCCUCCUCAUCUUGCGCCCUCUCUCCUUCACUCCCUUCGUCCCUCAUCAUGCUGCAGACACGUGGUAUCUUCCCUCUGCUGCACAACCCCAUGGAGUGUGGCACGCCGCUGGGAGUGCCAUAGCAAGUAUGGUUGGAAUACGCGAGUUGAUAGAGGCGAUGGAGAUGAGAAUGAGGGCUCUUGACGUGCAGCUGGAAGAGACAAGGAGGGAGUUGGCUGAACACAAGAGAGCGAUCACAAGGCAAGCAAAGGAGGUGAGAGGAACCAAAGAAGGGUUGGCAGAACAGAAGAAAUCGUUGACAGGGAAAGCAGAGGAAUUGGCGGCAGCAAAGGGGGCUUUGGCGGCAGCCAAGGUGGCAUUGGCUGCACACGAUAACUCGUUGACAGUACAUACAGAGGAGCUGGCAACAUCUACUGUUGUCAUGGCUACCCCUAGUGUCCUCACUUUUGACGCUGAGGGUCGGGCCAUUGACUUUGAGGUCUGGGUAGAUGACCUGCAGCUGUUCUUACAGUGCGAUGGGGCAGACGGCCUCUCUCUCUUUGACCAUACCUCUGGCGCUUCCCCUGCCCCUGCUGUUGAUGCUGAUGCCACUGUUCGUUCCCAGUGGGCCACGCGCGACGCUGCUGCACGUCUUGCUGUGCGUCGUCACCUCCCUACCUCCGAGCGUGCACACUUUAGUCAGUACAAGAGUGCUCAGACCUUGUACGACACUGUAGUUGCACGCUACUCCUCCCCUGCCACUGCUGCACUGAGCCGUCUCAUGCUGCCGUACCUCUUCCGUGACCUUGCUGCCUUUCCCAGAGUCGCUGACACUCGCUACCGCGCUGCGCUUCGUACUGACUUCUGCGCCAAGAACCCCCCCCCCAUGUACAUCACCCUCUACUUCAUAGUCACUCGACUCCCUGACUCCCUUAGAGUGGUCAGGGACCACUUCCUCACAGUGUGCCCGACCACUCUCACCAUUGACCUCCUCGAGAAUUCCCUCCUAGCGGCGGAGAAGAGCAUAGUCGCUGUAGGAGCUUCUCGUGGUGACCCCCGCACCCCUGUCUUUGAGGGGUGUUCUCCCUCCCCCCUCUUGCCCUCUGUUGCUUCUGCUGCUGCGGCCGACCUCGUUGGUUUCGAGUCGGUCAGCGCUGCAUCUGCCCCUUCGGGGAAGCGCCGCACACGCAGGGGCAAGGGGGGCAAGGGCGCUGGAGGAGCUGGCGGGGGCGGUGGAGGUGACGGUGGAGGCGGUGGAGGGAGUGGGGGUGGUGGAGGGAGUGGUGGAGGGGGUGGGGGUACCGGUGGCAGCAGUGGGGGCGGAGGCGGCGGCGGUGGCGAAGGGAGCGGAGGAGGCGGUGGUAGCGGAGGCGGCGGUGGUGGUGGAGGCGGCGAUGGUGGCGGAGGCGGCGGAGGCGGCGGAGGGGGCGGAGGUGGCGGUGGAGCUAGUCGCGGGUCUACGCAGAGGAGUGGCUCCGGUGGUGGUCCGCGCCAGCAGCAGCAGCGUGGUCGUGAGACCCUGUCCCCUCAGCAGCUCCGUAAGUGGUACACCGCACGCCAGCGGGGAGGGGGUUUUGGUCCGUGCACCUACGUCCUGCACACCGGCGACCGUGCGGGUGAGCAGUGUGGGGGUGCGCACCACACCCAGCGCUGCUUUGGCCGCCUGACGGACGCUUGGCGUCACCAGUUCCCUGAUGCCACAGAGAUCUCUCGCUGUCUAGGGCGGGAGUAG